GCCCAGCGUUUGAACGGAUGCGAUGAGCGCGGCUGAGGUGGACGAGAAGAUCAGCCGCAAAUAUCAGCUGAAGCGGCGUCUGGGGAAGGGGGCUUAUGGAAUAGUGUGGAAAGCGAUCGAUCGACAAACGGGAGAGGUGGUGGCUGUGAAGAAAAUCUUCGAUGCCUUCAGAAACCGGACAGAUGCUCAGAGGACGUUUCGUGAAAUUUUGUUACUUCAGGAAUUUGGAAAUCAUGACAAUGUCAUCAAACUGCUUAAUGUCAUCCGAGCAGCAAAUGACAGAGACAUCUACCUGAUCUUUGAGUUCAUGGAGACGGAUUUGCAUGCAGUGAUAAGGAAAGGAAACCUCCUGAAAGACAUUCACAUCCGCUACAUCCUUUACCAACUGCUUAAGGCCACCAAGUACAUCCACUCAGGGAAUGUCAUCCACCGGGAUCAGAAGCCUUCAAACAUUCUCCUGGAUGCAGACUGCUUUGUCAAAAUGUGUGAUUUUGGACUGGCUCGCUGCAUCAACCAGAUACAAGAGGAGCAGGGGAACCCAGCACUGACGGAGUACGUGGCUACUCGAUGGUAUCGAGCACCGGAAAUCCUCCUCGCAUCUCCCAGAUAUACCAAAGGCGUGGACAUGUGGAGUGUUGGGUGUAUUUUAGGAGAGAUGCUGCUCGGGAAACCGCUCUUUCCAGGAACUUCCUCAAUAAAUCAGAUUGAAAGAAUCAUGAGUGUAAUUCCAGCCCCCUCAAAUGAAGAUGUGCAGUCCAUUAACUCGGAUUAUGGAGCUUCCGUUGUGCGGAAAGUUUUGACCAGGCCCAGAACCUCGAUUGAUCAACUCCUACCGAGCAGCACACCACCAGAUGCUCUGGACCUCCUGAACAAGUUACUGAUCUUCAAUCCAGAUUAUCGGCUCACUGCAGAGCAGGCCCUUGGACAUCCGUACCUCAGCAGGUUUCACAACCCAUCCAAGGAGCCCAAGCUGGAUUAUGACAUUGUCCUGCCCGUAGACGAUGACACACAGCUGUCUGUGGCUGAGUAUCGCAACAAGUUGUACCAGAUGAUCCUGGAGAGGAAGGCAAAUGCUCGCCUGCAGAGGCAGCUGAUGAAGGAACCAGAGCUACUUCAAUCGCCUCUAGUUGUGGAACCGAAAGAAGGGACUUCAGCCAUUUCCUGUAUCCCAGCAAUUGCGGACUCUGGGAUUUCUGCUCACAAGGAGAAGGGGUUGAGCCACCUCACAACAAAUGUCACCUUGUAUAAUCCAAUCACUCACAGCCCAUUAAUAUAUGCUGCUGCUCCAAAUGAUGUGAUUUCGAGGAGACAGACCCAUUGCGGCAGCACUGCCCCUCCUCAGUGGGCACCCAGAGCGAACCAGGGAGGUGAUACCCAUGGAGCACAGGAGCACUGCAGAGCACAGUACCAGCAUCCUGAUGUUCAGCAGAUGACUGCUCAGGCACCACAGGGUCCUUCAUACACCGAGGCGCACAGAACCAAAUCAGCUACUGUGCCCAGGGUCCGUCCUGUCUCCCAUCACCGUCGCACAGCUGUCCACAGCAUCCUGACCAAGGAGGAAGCUGGACAUCAAGAGAUGGGAAUGGCCAUAUCCUGUGCUCCGCUGAACCCAAGGCCACAGUCGCAAAGCCGAGAGAACCGUCCUGUGAAGAAGAUGUUCCAGAUGACAUCAAACAUGGAGGCGGCAGGGAACCCAAAAGCUGCCUGGGGCAGUUACUCACAGACAUACGGAGUCAUCAGUCAGACAGGGCUGGAAAACCUUCGUAACUUUCAGAGGCAAAACAAGCCGUAGGAGGCAUCGACCGCAGGGUCUUGGGACUGGGUGUCAGUGCAGGAUAAGAAAACCACAGCUCAGAUGGGCAGGAGGAGGAUCACAGGAUGGACAGCAAAUGGACCAGGAGGGCUGGGAUGGGUUGGACAAUGUAGGACAGAUAUAUUACACACGGGACAGGAGGGCUGGGAUAGGGUGGACAGUUUAGGACAGAUAUAUUACACACGGGACAGGAGGGCUGGGAUGGGUUGGACAAUGUAGGACAGAUAUAUUACACACGGGACAGGAGGGCUGGGAUGGGUUGGACAAUGUAGGACAGAUAUAUUACACACGGGACAGGAGGGCUGGGAUAGGGUGGACAGUUUAGGACAGAUAUAUUACACACGGGACAGGAGGGCUGGGAUGGGUUGGACAAUGUAGGACAGAUAUAUUACACACGGGACAGGAGGGCUGGGAUGGGUUGGACAAUGUAGGACAGAUAUAUUACACGGGACAGGAGGGCUGGGAUGGGUUGGACAAUGUAGGACAGAUAUAUUACACACGGGACAGGAGGGCUGGGAUAGGGUGGACAGUUUAGGACAGAUAUAUUACACACGGGACAGGAGGGCUGGGAUGGGUUGGACAAUGUAGGACAGAUAUAUUACACACGGGACAGGAGAGCUGGGAUGGGUUGGACAAUGUCGGACAGAUAUAUUACACACGGGACAGGAGGGCUGGGAUAGGUUGGACAAUGUAGGACAGAUACAUUACACACGGGACAGGAGGGCUGGGAUGGGUUGGACAGUGUAGGACAGAUACAUAACACACAGGACAGGAGGGCUGGGAUAGUUUGGGCAGUGUUAGACAGAUACAUAACCCAGUACAGGAGGGCUGGAUGGAUUGGGCCCUGUCAGGCAGAGACAUAACACACGGUACAGGAAGGUUGGGAAGGGUUGGGCAGUGUAGGACAGUUACACAACGUAUGUCAUAAGGAGGGCUGAGACAGGUUGGGCUGUAUUGGACAGAUGUCAGAUACAGAAUGUACAUGCUACAGGAGAGAUGGGAAUUGUUGGGCAGUGAUGGACACCUACACAGGACAGGAAGGAUGGGAUGGGUUCAACUGUGUUUGCCAAAUGCACAACAUACACAAGGACCAGACAGGAGGGCAUAGGGGGAUGAAGGAUGGUGUCUGCAGACACUGGAAGGAGUGUACACCAGGUCACAUAGGGCUGCGUCCAAAUAGCUUCAACUCUCUCAUGUAACUUCAGUUACACAAGAGACUCUGCAGAUGCUAGAAAUCCAGAGCAACACACACAAAAUGCUGGAGGUGCUAACUAGGUCAGGCAGAUUGAUGAAAAUGAAUAAACUGUCCUGAUGAGGGUUCUCAGCCCAAAAUGUCGACUGUUCAUUCAUCUCCAUAGAUGCUGCCUGACCCGCUGAAUUCCUCCAGCAUUAUGUGUAUUGCCAUGUGAGUGUAGCCUCUCUGAUCUCAGGGGGCAGGUUUUGUAUAUUGUACUGAGUUUUGUUCCCUUGUGUUUACUGACAGUUCUGGUUUAGUGCCACAAGGAGAUUGUCCUUCCCUGCUGGGCUUGUGAAGUUUGGUGACACACGCAGAAUGCUGGGGGAACUCAGCAAGCCAGGGAGCAUCUCUGGAAAAGAGUAGUCAAUCAACGUUUUGGGCCAAGAUCCUUCAUGAAGUUGAUUUCCAGCAUCUGCAGAUUUUCUUUUGUUAGUGAAGUUUCGUGCUAUUCUCCAGUGACAGUUCUGGGACUUUGGGACAGCCCAGCAAAUGAUCCAUGAAGUUCUAAGGCAAAGGGAUCCCCAACCCAAGGGGGUUGCAGUGCCAGCACUGAUGCAGUUCCCAGAAAGGGUUAGUGUGUGCAGAUGUUCACCAUCUUCUUCUCCAAUUGCUUACCUCCUGCUGUGGCCAAUGAGAUGAUUCUGGGGUCUACUAAGGGAUUGGUUCUUGUAAAUAUAUAGUAAUUGGACUGGCACAUUGUCUGGAUAUGCCUGGACCGUGUUGUUGAUAGUUGAUGUUUAAUAAAACUCAACAAUUUACUCACUUCAUGGAAGCAAACUAGUUAAGUGAUUCCACCUCCAUAUCUAAACCCACCCUAACCACCAAAUCCACCUCUAUGACCACUGAUAAUCUUCUCAUAACUUCUACAUAACCAUCAUCCUCUGCAGAAUCUUCUACCCAUGCAUUUUAUGCAAUCUGACCCUCUUUGCUGACUGUGGACCUACCCUUUCCUCCUGUUCUGUGAUGGGGUUCCCCCCCCCAACUCCGUUCCUGAGCCCUUUUCCCACAUUGCCUGCCUCUAUGCUGAGAUCCCACAGCACAGGUCUUAUCACCAGCCAACUAACGCAGAUCAGAAUCUGGGUGUAUUUUCACUGACUUAGAUGUGAAAUGUAUUGUGUUAUGGCAGAAGUACAGUGUAGUUAUAAAAUUAUUAUAAAUUGCAAAUAUAAGAUGGGUGCAAGGAAGAAAUAAAUAGGUAGAACUGCAGGCACAGUGGAAACAUUCCUGUGCAAGUCUGGCAAAAAGCUUUAAAAACCCAGACUCCAUAAAGGAGUGGUACUGUCUAGUGGAGCGGUCAUCAUGGGAGUGGUCAUUGUCUGAGUGGUCUGAGUCAGAGUGAUACGGCAUUGGCUGAACCGGGCUUUGGCGCAGAAAGACGGAGGCAAGGUAGGUAGGUAAGUUCAUUACUUAUUUCUUAUUUCUUUUUACUUAUUUAAUUCUUGAGAGAAUAGGGGGUAUGUCUACAGGGCCAGUAUUCCGUUCUGGGUGUCAGAUGUGGGAUUUCCGAGAGACUACCAGCCUCCCCAGUGGCCACAUCUGCGCCAGGUGCAUCAAGAUGCAUCGUCUUGGAGUCUGUGUUAAGGAACUGGAGCUGCAGCUCGAUGACCUUUGUUUUGUUAGGGAAACUGAAGCAGUGAUAGACAGGAGCUACAGGGAGUAGUGACCGCAAGGGGUGACUGUCAGGAGAGGGAAGGGAGAACAUCAGAUAGUGGAGAGCACCCUCGUGGCCACCCUCUCAACAAUAAGUACUCCAUUUUGAAUACUGUUGAGGGGAGGGGGUCUAUCUGGGGGAAGCAACAGUAGCCAUGCCUCAGACACUGAGUCUGGCCCUGUGGCUCAGAAAAGUAGGGAAGUGAAGAGGAUGGCAGCAGUAAUAGGGGACUCAGCUAGGGGGACAGAUGGGCAAUUUUGUGGACGCGAAAAAGAAACAUGAAUAGUAGUUUGCCUUCCAUGUGCCAGGAUCCACGACAUUUCUGAACGUGCCAACAAUAUCCUGAAAAGGAAGGAUGAGCAGCCAGAAGCCGUGGUACAUAUUGACACCAACGAUAUAGGUAGAAAAAGGGAGGAGGUCCUGAAAACAGAAUACAAGGAGUUAGGAAGGAAGCUGAGAAGCAGGACCUCAAGCAUAGUAAUCUCGGAUUGAUGCCCUGUGCCAGGCAACAGUGAGGAUAGGAAUAGAAUGAGGUGGCAGAUAAAUGUGUGUGCUGAAGAAUUGGAACAGGGGGCAGGGAUUCAGAUUUAUGGAUCAUUGCCUCUUUUGGGGCAGGUGUGAGCUGUACCAAAGGGACACGUUGCACUUGAAUCUGAGGGGGACCAAUAUUCUUACUCGACCUGUUAAGAGUGGUUUAAAGUAAUAUGGCAGGGGGAUGAGAACCAGGAUGAUAGAACUGAAGAUGAACCAGAAGGUUUACAUGGAUCCAACAUGAAAGUAAGGAAGGACAAGCCAGUGAUUGUGUACAAAUGCAGACAGAGCAAAGAGUUAAAUUGUACCACAGAGGCAAAAUUCAAAAGGGUGAAGAAUGCAGGACUGAACGUGUUGUAUUUACCUAUACGUAGCAUUCAGAAUAAGGUGCAUGAACUUGUGGCGCAGUUAGAGGUUGGUUGGUAUAAUGUGCAGCACAUCACUGAGUCGUGGCUGAAAGAAGAGCAUAGUUCGGAGUUUAACAUCAAAGGAUAUACUUUGUAUCGAAAGGGUGUAGGCAGGAAGAUAUAGGUGGUGGUGUGGGUCUGUUAGUAAGCGAUGGCUUUGUCGGUGGAGUUAAGAAACUGCAAGGGUGAAAAACCAUUAUGGGAAUUCUAUAUAGGCCUCCACAUAGUAGCCAAGAUAUGGGGUUGAGAUUGCAAAGGGAGCUGGAAAGGGCGUGUAAUAAGGGUAAUGUCACAACUGUAAUGGGGCAAUAUGCAAGUAGAUUGGGAAAAUCAGGUUGAUGUCAGAUCACGGGAGGGGAAAUUUGUUGAAUGUCUAAGAGAAGGCUUUUUAGAGCAGCUUGUGCUUGAGCCUACAUGGGGAAAGGUAAUCUUAGAUUGCGUGUUAAGUAAUAACCCAGAUCUUAUUUGGGAGCUUAACAUAAAGGAACCUUUAGGAGGCAGUGAUCAUAAUAUGAUUGAAUUCAUACUGCAAUUUGAGAGGGAGAAGCACAAGUUAAAUGUAUCAGUAUCAGAAUGGAAUAAAGGGAAUAACAGAGGCAUGAGAGAGGAGCUUACCAAGUGGAUUGGAGGAUGGUGACAGCAGUACAGAGGUGGCUAAAGUUUCUGGGAAUAGUUCACAAAGUGCAGGAUUGAUACAGUUCCUGUAAAAAAUAUUGACCCCCCCCCCCCCCACCUUGGAAGUUUUCAUGUUUUAUUGUUUUACAACAUUGAAUCACACUAAAUUUAAUUUGGCUUAUUUUGACACUGAUCAACAGAAAAGGACUCUUUCGCGUCGAAGUGAAAACAGAUCUCUACAAAGUCAUCUAAAUGAAUUACAAAUAUAAAACACAAAAUAAUCUAUUACAUGAGUAUUCAUCCCCCUUUAUUAUAACAAACCAAAUCAUCACUUGUGCAGUCAAUUAGUUUUAGAAGUCACCUAAUUAGUUAAAUGGAGAUCUGUUUUUGGGGACCUUUAUGCAGUUAAUGUGUUUCAAUUCAUUGUAGUAAAAAUGCAUCUGUAUCUGAAAGGUCCAACUGCUGGUGUGUCAAUAUCCUGGCAAAACUACACCAUGAAGACAAAAGAACUCUCCAAGCAACACUGCAAAAAGGUUAUUGAAAAGUACUCGUCAGGAGAUGGAUACAAGAAAUUUUCCAAUGAAUAUUGGAAUUUUCAAUGAAUAUCCCUUGGAGUACAAUUAUCAAGAAAUGGAAAGAAUAUGGCACAGCUGUAAAUUUGCUAGAGCAGACUGUUCUCAGAAAUUGAGUGACCAUGCAAGAAGUGGACUAGUGAGGGAGACCACAAAGAGACCUAUGAUAACUCCAGAGGAGUUACAAGCUUCAGUGGCUGAGAUGGGGGAGUGCGCCAUACAACUGUUCAGCUGCAGCUUUAUGGGAGCAUGGCAAAGAGAAAGCCACCGUUGAAAAAUACUUGCAAGAAUUCUCAGCCAGAAUUUGCCUGAAGGCAUAUGGGAGACUCUGAAGACAGCUGGAAAAAGGUUCUAUGAUCUGAUGAAACCAAAAUUGAGCUUUUUUGCCAUCAGAGUAAAUGCUAUGUUUGGUAUAAGCCAAACACCACACAUCAUCAAAAGCACACCAUUCCUACUGUGAAGCAUGGUGGUGGCUGCAUCAUACAGUGGGAUACUUCACCGCAGCAGGCCCUGGAAGGCUUGUGAAGGUACAGGAUAAAAUGAAUGCAACAAAAUACAGGGAAAUCCUGGAGGAAAACCUGAUGCAGUCUGCAAGAGAAAUGCAACUUGGGAGAAGAUUUAUUCUCCAGCAAGACAAUGGCCCCAAGCACAAAACCAAAGCCACACAGAAAUGGCUUAAGAACAACAAAACUAAUGUCCUGAAGUGGCCAAGUCAUGCAGACUUCAGCCCAAAUGAGUAUUUGUGGCUGGAAUUGACAAGGGUGGUUUAUUCACAAUCGCGAUGCAAUCUACAGAGCUUGAGCAGUUUUGCAAAGAAGAAUUUGGAAAAAAAAUUGCAGUGUCCAGAUGUGCAAAGCUGAUAGAGACCUAUCCACAUAGACUCAAGGCUGUAAUUGCUGCCAAAGGUGCAUCUACAAAAUACUGACUAGAAAGGGGUGAAUACUUAUACAAUCAAUUAAUUUAAGUUUUAUAUUUGUAAUUAAUUUAGAUCACUUUGCCAAGAUCUGUUUUCAUUUUGACACAAAAGUGUUUUUUUUCUGUAGAUCAG
Molecule: messenger RNA, 7874 nt
Organism: Mobula hypostoma (lesser devil ray)
Lineage: Eukaryota; Metazoa; Chordata; Chondrichthyes; Myliobatiformes; Myliobatidae
Gene: mapk15
Product: mitogen-activated protein kinase 15
Exons: 14
Coding region: 23-1792 (589 amino acids)
Biological process (GO): protein phosphorylation; intracellular signal transduction
Cellular component (GO): nucleus; cytoplasm
Molecular function (GO): MAP kinase activity; ATP binding
Source: RefSeq, a predicted model, not a curated record